CCUUACAAGCUAAAUCUUAUAGAAUAUAACCCCGCAAAGAUAUCUUCGACCGCCGCUGCCUCUAGUUGACCUUGUCUACACUAUUUGCAUAGUUCCAACAUGGCGGACGACUUUUACCUGCGAUACUAUGUAGGACACAAAGGAAAGUUCGGGCAUGAGUUCCUUGAGUUUGAGUUUAACAAGGAUGGCCGGCUACGGUAUGCCAACAACUCGAACUACAAGAACGACGAGAUCAUUACGAGAGAGGUGUAUGUCAGCCAGUCGGUCAUUGCGGAGCUGAAGCGGAUCGUGGAGGACAGCGAGAUCCUGAAGGAGGACGACAACAACUGGCCUGCUCCCGACCGCGUGGGCCGACAAGAGCUGGAGGUGGUGUUGGGCGGCCAGCACAUCUCCUUCACAUGCACCAAGCUGGGCUCCGUGCUGCAGGUGCAGAACAGCAAGGACCCGGACGGCCUGCGCAUCUUCUACUACCUGGUGCAGGACCUCAAGUGCUACGUGUUCUCGCUUAUAUCCGCGCACUUCAAGAUCCAGCCCAUCCAGAAGUAGGCGGAGGUGGAUCCAGUAGCGGAUUUAAAAGGAGAUGGGAGAGGGGCGCGGCUGGUGCUGCAGGCUGUUGUUUGGUUGAAGGAGGGAGGUGGCAUUACUGGACUGGGGCUGUCGUACGAAGUCUGCGUUGGCGACAUUGGGUUGAUGACAUAUGGUACGGUUAAAGAGUGCUGACAGAUAUGGUGGAUUAUAAGGUAUUGGGUUUUUGACUGGCGACACCUUACAAAAAGUGACCGUGCAUGGCUUUCCAGCCUGCUGGAUAUGUAGUUGUGUAGCCAUGACUCGGGAAAGCUGCUAAGACAUUACUUUGUACAGAAUUCGCGUCAGAAGCGCGUGCCUUGACCACCGAAACGCCGAGUGUUGACAGUAAAUGUUGGUACCAGUCCGGACGACGGGAUGGCAAUGUGCCAAAAUGCACGGGUCAUUAAUAUGUAACGU
Molecule: messenger RNA, 984 nt
Organism: Astrephomene gubernaculifera
Lineage: Eukaryota; Viridiplantae; Chlorophyta; Chlorophyceae; Chlamydomonadales; Astrephomenaceae
Source: the annotation of a GenBank genome assembly